This is a messenger RNA of Protopolystoma xenopodis, 612 nucleotides long. The record is from the annotation of a GenBank genome assembly. NCBI's taxonomy places the organism in Eukaryota, Metazoa, Platyhelminthes, Monogenea, Polystomatidea, Polystomatidae.
CCAGAGCUAAGUUGGCUGUUCGAGGGGGAGCUCGUGAAGCCCUCCAGUUACUGUCAGAUCGACAUGCAACCGGAGGGUUUGAGCCGAUUGACUCUGGUUAGCGCUUAUCCCGAAGAAGCUGGAGUCUAUUCUCUGCUUGCCACCAAUCCGAUCGGCCAAGUGGCGGCCCAGGCUCGAGUUACUGUGCUCAGCCGAGCUGAGCAGCAGCAUCCUCCUCGUUUCAUCAUUCCGCUUCCUUCCGAAGGUGUCCGCUCCGAUGAGGGCUCUCCAUUCGCCAUAGAGGUUGAAGUCGAGGGUAUUCCAAUGCCCACUGUUACUUGGCUCCAAGAUGAUCGACCGUUGGCCGAAAAGGCGGGAUGGGAGCCGCUUGGUAACUGCUUCUUCUUCUGCCGUCUUACCACAAUUUGGCCGUAUCUCAUGUCUGCAACAUGGGACAGAGCAGGUUAUCAUCAAUUUAACCAGUGGGUUGAUAUCAUCAACCAAUAUAUUCUCAAUGUCGGAGCCGAUGCAGUUUUCAAUAAUUGCAUUAUUGAUAUUUUAAAUAUUUCGCUAAUGCAAUUUCCUCCAGGCAGAACACUUGAGAAAGCUCUGCGGAUGCGUCAAUUCACGUGA